This is a messenger RNA of Lucilia cuprina (Australian sheep blowfly), 1497 nucleotides long. RefSeq lists its product as uncharacterized. The record is from RefSeq and is a predicted model, not a curated record. Lineage: Eukaryota; Metazoa; Arthropoda; Insecta; Diptera; Calliphoridae. The transcript has 3 exons. Bases 1 to 1497 code for a protein of 498 amino acids.
AUGACAAUCGGUUCCGGACCAGCGGCAAAUGAAUGUGCCAGAAAUAACAUGAAAACUGCCUUAAAUGUGUUUAAGGAAAAGAUUCCCGAACCUAUGCGUACAAUUCUAACAUGUAGGAACCCCCAGACCCUUGAAGUAGCAAUGGAAAUACUAUUCCAAGCUAGCUAUGCGUGCGUCACAUCAACAAACGAAAUGUUUCCCAGCUAUGGAAAACCACCGAACAAAAUAGGACAUAAAAAUCGACAAACAUACCGACAAGUUGGUAACAACAAUUCUAAUAAUACAAAGAUUUUUAACAAUCGAAACACGCAACCACACUUUUCAUAUAAUCAACCAAACCCUCGAAAUCACUAUCGGAAUGACAUUCAAAAUAUCUCAAAUAAUUGGGAAAGAAGAGACUAUCGGAACUCUAAUCAUAACGGACAAAAUCAACAACAAAAUAACUGGAAUCCUUUCAGACAACAGGACAGACAAAAUAUACAACGUGACAACUAUUUGCCUAGACCUGAACCCAUGGACGUAAAUAACAUUGAGGCACCAAUUAAUCGCAAUCAUCCUCAUCCUACUGGCUAUUACAGGAAAUUUAUCAAAGAUUAUUUAAUAAUCGCGAAACCCAUGACGAAAUAUUUGAAAAAAGACACAAAACUUAAUUUGAAUGACCCUGAAUAUGAGAAAAGCUUCAAUACCCUUAAAACUUUACUAAUUAAUGACCCAAUACUAGCAUAUCCUGACUUUACAAAAACAUUCACGCUCACUACUGAUGCCAGUAACUAUGCACUAGGAGCUAUUCUUUCACAGGACAACCACCCAAUAUGUUUCGCUAGUCGUACCCUCAACACACAUGAAAUAAAUUAUAGCACAAUAGAAAAAGAAUUAUUGGCCAUUGUAUGGGCUACAACAUAUUUUAGGCCAUAUCUUUUCGGACGCAAAUUUCUUAUAGAAACAGAUCAUAAGCCGUUAACUUGGCUUUUUUCAAUAAAAGAACCCAACUCCAAACUUGUAAGAUGGAGAUUAAAAUUAUCGGAAUUUGGCUAUGAAGUAAAAUACAAGAAGGGAACUAAAAAUGGCAAUGCCGAUGCCUUAUCUAGGAUUGAACCAGAAUCUGUGAGCAUAAAUGCGUUAGAAUCCAGUAAUGUAACAAUAAGGGAAACAUCAUCACCAAUCAACAUAUUUAAAAAUCAGAUACGGUUACUAAGACACGAUAGCAGAAAUAAAGACGAAACUAUGGAAGACAAAAUGACAAGGAUAAUAGGGUUCUACAAUAAUACAAUACACAGCACUACAAGUAUUAAGCCGAUUGAUUUCCUAAAUGGUAAAAUACAUGAAGACAAAUAUAAGGAAAUUCACGACCUAAUAAACCAGAAAAAGGAGAAAUAUAUACAGAAAUUGAAUGAAUCUAGAAAAGAUAUAGAAUUAGAAGACGGAACAAAUUAUAUUAAGGAGAUAAGAGGUGAUGACGACUUGGAUCAUAAUACUUACACUAAUCAUGACAACUAA